GUCAUGCACCAGCUGCGCUGUAACGGUGUGCUGGAGGGCAUCAGAAUCUGCAGAAAGGGCUUCCCCAACAGGAUCCUGUAUGGAGAUUUUAAGCAACGUUACCGCAUCCUAAAUCCUGCUGCUAUCCCUGAGGGACAGUUCAUUGACAACAAAAAGGGUGCAGAAAAACUUUUGGGCUCUCUGGACAUUGAUCACAGCCAGUACAAGUUAGGACACACUAAGGUGUUCUUUAAGGCUGGUCUUUUGGGUACACUUGAGGAGAUGCGAGAUGACCGUCUUGCACUUAUCAUAACUGGCAUUCAGGCCAGAUCUCGUGGCUUUCUGUCAAGAGUGGAGUUCCAGAAAAUCGUGGAGAGAAGAGAUGCUUUGUUAGUUAUCCAGUGGAAUGUACGUGCCUUCAUGGGUGUCAAGAAUUGGCCCUGGAUGAAGCUCUACUUCAAGAUCAAACCACUCCUGAAAAGUGCUGAGACUGAAAAGGAGAUGGCCAACAUGAAGGAGGAAUUCACCAAGUUGAAGGAGGCUUAUGCCAAAUCUGAAGCCCGCAGAAAAGAGCUUGAGGAAAAGAUGGUUUCUAUUCUCCAAGAGAAGAAUGACCUGCAGCUUGCAAUGCAGUCUGAACAAGAUAAUCUUACAGAUGCUGAGGAGAGAUGUGAGGGUCUGAUCAAGAACAAGAUUCAGCUUGAGGCCAAAGCCAAAGAGCUGACAGAGAGACUGGAGGAUGAAGAAGAAAUGAAUGCUGAGCUGACUGCAAAGAAGAGAAAGCUGGAGGAUGAAUGUUCUGAGCUGAAGAAAGACAUUGAUGAUCUUGAGCUCACUCUGGCCAAAGUGGAGAAAGAGAAACAUGCCACCGAGAAC
This is a messenger RNA of Triplophysa rosa, 855 nucleotides long. RefSeq names its product myosin-7-like. The record is from RefSeq and is a predicted model, not a curated record. NCBI's taxonomy places the organism in Eukaryota, Metazoa, Chordata, Actinopteri, Cypriniformes, Nemacheilidae. Gene Ontology annotation, cellular component: myosin complex. Gene Ontology annotation, molecular function: cytoskeletal motor activity; ATP binding; protein binding. The annotation marks the transcript as partial. The transcript has 5 exons.